AUGCCUAUUAACAGGUUAAAUGGAUUGAGUGUUCUUAAAGCACUCUCACACAUUUGUGUGACAGAGGAAAUCAACAAUAACCUAGUCUACUUGUUUUGGAACUACUCGUCCGUUAGUCAGUCCUCCAUUGAGAACUCAACUAUCAUCAACAACACUCUUUCUGCAUCUCUUGCUAUUGACGGAGAUAACUCUACGUUUACACAAACGAAAAUAGCAAUCAACAACUACUGGAGAAUUGAUUUUACAAGCUCGAUAAAUAUAUCAUGUUUUACAAUCAUAUCAAGUGGAGGUAAUUUCCAGAUUGCCGUAGGUUUGAUGAGUAUAAAGAAUUCAACAAAGAUUUGUCAGAAGUUUUUGGAGAUAAAAACACAGGAGGAGAAGGCUGUUCGGUGCUGUCAGAAACCACUUCAGGGAGAUACUUUUGAGAUCACCCGUACAGACUUUGGGAUACUACGACUUUAUGAAGUUAUUCUGAGAAUAUUGAAAGCGAGCCCACCUCCCAAUGUCACCCAUGAUGGAUUCCGUCUUAGAUCUACAAGACCUGUUCAGGAUGAAAAACAUGGCUUGUCUUGUAUCCGGUGCAGGCAUUGUGCUACCUGUGAUGCUAACAGCGGAAUGUGUUUAUCCUGCCCUCCUUCUAAAUACGGAGAUGACUGUGGUCUACGGUGUCCAAAUAACUGCUCCAGGUGUGAUAUUAAGAACGGAACGUGUAAAGCUUGUUCAAGAUGUGCAGGAGAUUGUAACACGAAAAAUGAAACAUGUAGUCAAUGUUAUCCCGGAUUUGUAAGACCACCGGUUUGUUAUGCAUGUAAUAAUUUUAUCAGACAUUGUGUGCGUUGUAGCAGCUCUGAAAAUUGUGACCAAUGUGAGGAGGGGUAUCAUGGCUCACAAUGCAGAAAGAGAAAAGAAAUGUUUGUAACUUUUACCAGCAAUCUAACAUACACGAAUAUGCCAAUUGAAACUACUAUCACAACACAAGAUAGCGAAGAGACAUCAUUGGAUAAAUAUGGAAUAUCAGAAAAUACUUUACAUGAAGGAAUAUCAGAGGAUUUAGCGAGAUACUCGUUGGGAAUGAAAAUUAAGUCUUUACGUCAAUCUUCUAUGGAUUAUAUGGGUAAUGACAGCUACUCAGAAAACCUUGCAAACCUCGCUCUUGACAAAAAUGCAACAACGUUUACACAAACAAACGAAGCAAUCAACAACUUUUGGAGAAUUGAUUUUGAAGACCCAGUCAAUAUUACAUGUUUUACCAUUAUUUGUGGUCAAGGAAAUUUUAGAAUCAAAAUUACUUCAAGUGAUACAAGUGUGGAACAUACUUGUGACGAGUUUUCAGUAAACAAAGAGAAAGAAUCCGUCUCACGGUGCUGCCGAAAUUACAUAGAGGGAACAUCAUUUGUGGUCUAUCGUUCUGACAAUGGAAAAUUGAGAUUAUAUGAAGUCAGUCUUUCAGACUCGGUGGGAAUGAAAAUUAAGUCUUUACGUCAAUCUUCUGUGGAUUAUAUAGAAAACGACUCCUACUCACAAAACCUUGAAAACCUCGCUGUUGACAAAAAUGCAACAACGUUUACCCAAACAAACGAAGCAAUCAACAACUUUUGGAGAGUUGAUUUCGAAGACCCAAUCAAUUUUACAUGUUUUACCAUUAUUUCUGGUCAAGGAAAAUUUAUUAUCAAAAUUACUUCAAGUAAUACAAGUUUGGAACAUACUUGUGACGAGUUUUCAGUAAACAGAGAGAAGGAAUCCGUCUCACGGUGCUGCCAGAGUUACAUAGAGGGAACAUCAUUUGUUGUCUAUCGUUCAGACAAUGGAAAAUUAAGAUUAUAUGAAGUCAGUCUCAUAGAUUGUUUUGCUGUGUACAGCUUUUGUAAGAAGUGUGAAUGUGUUCGAUGCUCUACUCAGGUUUCGAUUGGUGGAAUUUGCUCCUCAUAUUUUCCUUCUAAAUGCAAACAGGGCUGUGAUAUAGGAUGUUUAAAAAACUGCUCCAAAUAUAAUGCAGAAAAAGGUUUCGAAAUAUCCAAAACAGCUGAAAGAGGAAAAAUUGGAAACACGUUUGACUCAACAAGAAAUGAUGAUGCACAGAGUAAAAAUCCAAAUGGUUCAAUGAAAAAUGACGGAUCGCCUAAGACUGACCUAACUGGAGUUAUCUUUGGAGUUGUGGUCCUGUGUUUACUUGUUUUCUUCUUUGUUAUUAAAAGAUCAGAUAGUUCUGAAAAUAGGAAUUGUAUCAAAUAUAUUCAUCCGGAAGCGAUAGAAGAAAAUGAAGAGCAAACUGAAGUUGUUCCUAUGUCGCAAAACACAUUUAAUGACGGGGCAAACUCUAUUGUUUUGGAAGAAAUCACAUAUGUAAAUGUCAGCGUAGAGAACCAGAGAGAUGCCGAGUACUCAAACACCACAAGCCAUAGGCUACUCGUGGACACCUUCAUCGAUAAUCAUCGUAUCAGACGCGAAAACAACAAGUUUGAAGAAGACGAAUUCGCGAAUUUACCGACUGGACUACUAGACCUGUGCACAGAAGCCUUGAAGACAGAGAACAUUUGUAAAAAUCGAUACCGAUAUGUGUAUCCUUAUGACUUUUGUCGAGUUGUACUUAAUACAUGUGACACACCAGGAAGGAAUGACUAUAUCAAUGCCUGUUACAUCGAGGACAGUCAAGGAAAACAUUCCUACAUUGCAGCGCAAGGGCCAUUUACUUCAUUAACUCUAAUUGAUUUCUGGAGAAUGGUCUGGCAAGAAAAUAGUUCUAGAAUUGUGAUGCUGACAAACUUAAUGGAAGGAGACAAAAUGAAAUGUCUGAAAUAUUGGCCUGAAGAUGUGAUUGAGCUUGGUAACAUCAGAAUUCGACUAGAAUGCGAAGACAACAAUGAAAAUUAUACAAUAAGAUAUAUGAUUGUGGAACAGAACAACGAGACAAGGAAGAUAUGCCAGUUUCACUUUACUGGUUGGCCUGAUUGUGAAGUCCCAUCAAAUGUGGAUGAUCUUCUCUGUUUUCGAAACCUUGUGAAAAAUGGCAGACCUGACUCUGAUGGACCAAUAAUAGUUCACUGCAGGUAUAAGCAAGGUCCUCAUGAAAUGCCAAUAAAGGGAACCAGAAGCCUAGGAGGAGUAAGACUCCACUGA
Molecule: messenger RNA, 3117 nt
Organism: Saccostrea cuccullata (small rock oyster)
Lineage: Eukaryota; Metazoa; Mollusca; Bivalvia; Ostreida; Ostreidae
Exons: 19
Coding region: 1-3117 (1038 amino acids)
Biological process (GO): protein dephosphorylation
Molecular function (GO): protein tyrosine phosphatase activity
Source: RefSeq, a predicted model, not a curated record